CAACCUCUUGUUCUUUCUUCUCAGCACUCUUCGCGCAUACCUGCAGAGUCAAGUCAAACUUACCAGCUCACUCCACCUCUACUCCGCUCACUGGAUUUUCCUCCUGCUUAUCUUCCUCCCGAGACCAUUUACCAUGUCCGCCGAACAAGCUUCCAACAACGCAGCUCAGAUCGCUGGAGACAUUCCAACUGAGGAUGCUGGAUACAGGGUCUACGUCGGAAACCUCUCGUACAAGGCUACUGAGGAAGAGGUCCGAGAGUUCAUGAGCAAAGCCGGUGGUGAAAUUCUCUCGGUCGUCAUCCCGCUCAAGUUCAAGCGUCCCGCUGGAUACGCUUUCGUAUCGUUCAAGAACGAAGCCGACGCCAAGAAUGCCGUGGAGAAGCUAGACGGGCAGGAACUUGGCGAACGCAAGCUCGCUCUUCAAGUGGCUCGAUCGAGAGAAGAGCAAGCUGAGCGCCGUCAAGCUCAUGUAGAGAAGCGAGAGGCUGCUAAAGCUGCCCGGGAAUCCAAGAAGGCAGCUGCGGGUGAAGCCAACGGGGAGGCGGCCGAGGAGGGCAAACAGAAAAAGCCAAAGCGUGCCUCUCGACGUCGUCAACCUGGUGAGGCUGACGACGAUGAGCCCGAAGCAGAGGCGAACGGAGAUGGUGCGGAUGCCGCUGAGAAGCCCAAGAAGGCGCCAAAGGCCAGGAAACCCAAGGCUCCGGCGCAGGGAAGGAUCGACGACAAGGCGGGCGAGAACGGUGAGGUCGCGGAGAAGAAGCCCAGGGAGAGGAAGCCCAGACAACCCAAAUUGGAGUUGACUGGAGAGAUGAGCUCGAACACCAUCUUCGUCGCCAAUCUCCCCUUCAGCGUCGACGACGAAGCUCUCUCUGCCAUCUUUACGAACCUUUCUAUCCGUGUCAAAUCGGCCAAAGUUGUUCGCGGGAGUCGACGAGGCCGUGGAGGUCGUCCCUACUCUGCGUCGAGAGGAUUUGGUUUCGUUGAGGUGGAGGACCCCGCCCAACAGGCUGAAGCUGUGGAGAAGGCAGAAGGCAGCCUGGUCGGAGACCGAAAGAUCUCGGCCAAGAUUGCUCGGGAGAUGAAGCCUAUUGAGAUGGAGCAGGUCGCAGAGGCUCAAGAGGGGACUGCGUGGUGAGCCGGGUGGUCUGGAAUUCGCGGUCUCAGCUCACGUCGAGCACAGAUUGCCGCCCCAUCUUGGUUUAGCCUGCAGGUCAUCUUUGCAUCCCUCCGUCAUGAGAGGCCUGCAAGCAAACUGUCAGGCUCUAUAGUCCUUCCCGUCUGCAAUCUCUCAAAAGGCCCUUGGAUCCGGGACGCAAGGCGUCUACUAAUGAUUCAAUAAAACCUGUUGUAUAUAAACCGAAAACUAUGGACGAGAUCCUCCAUCAAUCUCUCGUCUUUUGCAUUCUCUUUUCCCCAGAAAGAGAGCAUGUCGCAUAUUAUAGCGGGUCUCUCUGUAAUCAUCAUGCAUCUUCAUGACGAUGUG
Messenger RNA from Kockovaella imperatae, 1483 nucleotides. RefSeq lists its product as hypothetical. Lineage: Eukaryota; Fungi; Basidiomycota; Tremellomycetes; Tremellales; Cuniculitremaceae. The record is from RefSeq and is a predicted model, not a curated record. The coding region runs from base 134 to 1135 and encodes 333 amino acids. Gene Ontology annotation, molecular function: RNA binding. The transcript has 7 exons.